AUGACUUCUCCAAUGGAUAUCACAGAAUCCAAUAACGUGGAUUCAAAAGCUGGUGCGCCUAAACCGAUCAUUACUUCUACUACAAACAGUAAAAACUCUCAUGAUUCAGAGACAGAAGAAGGCACAAAUACAACGAUUGCAACGGUGACUUCUCCAAAAGACAACAGAAAAACUACCAAUAUGGAAAUUUCGACAAUCACCGCAUCACCCACCGCAUCACCAAUAGAUACACCAUUCGUCCCUCCCAAAGGUCCAUGUGAUGUUGGAGAUAUAGUUUCCUACAACAAGAAGUGGAUGACUCUAAAAAGUGAUGGACAAUGGCAUGAAACUGAGGGACCGGAUGAUUUUGAAAUAAACUUUUGCGGAUUUAAGGAUGCGGAUUUCUUUAGAUAUGAAGAUCAUUGCCAUGGAUACAGAAAACAACUCGAAGUUUUUAAAUCCUACACCGGUUAUCACCGACUAGAGGAAAAUUUAGAUAUUGAGUUUGAGAAAUACAAAAUCCAGCAUGGAAAUGAAAAAAUACUCAGAAAACUUCAGAGACGAUGA
This is a messenger RNA of Botrytis sinoallii, 546 nucleotides long. RefSeq lists its product as uncharacterized. The record is from RefSeq and is a predicted model, not a curated record. The transcript has 2 exons. Bases 1 to 546 code for a protein of 181 amino acids. Lineage: Eukaryota; Fungi; Ascomycota; Leotiomycetes; Helotiales; Sclerotiniaceae.